Molecule: messenger RNA, 1557 nt
Organism: Ricinus communis (castor bean)
Lineage: Eukaryota; Viridiplantae; Streptophyta; Magnoliopsida; Malpighiales; Euphorbiaceae
Product: 3-deoxy-manno-octulosonate cytidylyltransferase, mitochondrial
Exons: 9
Coding region: 396-1268 (290 amino acids)
Cellular component (GO): cytosol
Molecular function (GO): 3-deoxy-manno-octulosonate cytidylyltransferase activity
Source: RefSeq, a predicted model, not a curated record
UCAUGAGCCUAAAAGCCUACAUGAACAUGGUUCUAUUUUAUAAUUUGCGACCAAGCUGAAAAAGAAAAGAAAAAAGAAAAAGAAAAAAGAAGAAGACAAAAGCCUCUUUCAUAAUAAUAACAAUUGGGUCUUGUUUUUCUGCAGCUCGGUCUAACUGUGGACUUAAAAGUCCACCCGAGGAGGAAGGGCUAAUGGAUUCUGUUUCAACAGUUUGAGCAAUAAAUUGGGUCUUGUUCGUUUCUAACUAAAGGCUCACUGCUCCUGCCAUUCUUGUUCUUGCCUUGCUCCUUUUCUUUUCUUCCUUGUUAUUGUUGAACUUAACUGUAAUAAUACAAAACAGAAGAGAGAUCACUUCAACCAAACUGAUUAUUUUGGUCUGUAUAACUAUAAGGCCAAUGUCGUCAUCUGGGUCCUCAUCAACAUCGACCAAGUCAUGGAUUGUGCAUAGUAUUGUGGCCGGAGCUGCUAUUGCUGUGGGUGUUGGUGCUGGAGCUUAUUUGGGUCGAUUUAGAAAGUUCCGACGCCGAGUUAUAGGAAUCAUACCUGCUCGAUUCGAUUCCUCUCGGUUUCAGGGCAAGCCCCUUGUCCAUAUCUUAGGGAAACCCAUGAUCCAGAGAACUUGGGAAAGAGCGAAACUGGCAACUACUUUGGAUCACAUAAUUGUGGCAACAGAUAAUGAAAAGAUCGCAGAAUGCUGUCGUGGAUUUGGGGCAGAUGUCAUAAUGACUUCAGAAUCUUGUCGAAAUGGUACAGAACGGUGCAAUGAAGCUCUUGGAAAACUAGAAAAGAAAUAUGAUGUCGUCGUCAAUAUUCAAGGAGAUGAGCCUCUCAUUGAACCUGUGAUAAUAGAUGGAAUUGUUAAAGCACUGCAGGCAGCACCAAAUGCAGUUUUUAGCACUGCUGUGACAUCCUUAAAGCCUGAAGAUGCAUUUGAUCCCAACCGAGUGAAAUGUGUGGUGGAUAAUCAAGGUUAUGCAAUCUAUUUUUCAAGGGGACUCGUUCCUUAUAACAAGUCAGGGAAAGUCAAUGCACAGUUUCCAUAUCUGCUUCAUCUAGGAAUUCAGAGUUAUGAUGCGAAGUUUUUAAAGAUAUACUCCGAGCUUCAGCCUACUCCACUACAACUAGAAGAGGAUCUAGAACAGCUCAAAGUCCUUGAGAAUGGGUAUAAAAUGAAGGUAAUAAAGGUGGACCAUGAGGCACAUGGCGUUGACACUCCAGAGGACAUUGAGAAGAUUGAAAGACUGAUGCGUGAAAGAAAUGUGUUAUAAUUUUAUUACUACUUUGGAGACAAUUAGCUGCCUGAUCAAAGCGAUUUCAAACUGUGGUGCAAAUCCUCAUUAAUUGUUGCCUGAUUGCCUAAUGAUUCCGGGUUAAUAUUGGCUUUAGAAACUACCAAUCCUACUGAAGACUAUUUGUAUUUAUUUAUUUAUUUAGAUUUUUGGUGCAAGAUAUUUAACUCUUUAUCGUACCCACAAAAUCUGUUUUGCAGGAAAGACAUAUAUGAAUGUGACCACAACAUGCCUAAAUUGAAAAAUAAAAAUUCAUGAUCACCUAUUA